Molecule: messenger RNA, 786 nt
Organism: Diuraphis noxia (Russian wheat aphid)
Lineage: Eukaryota; Metazoa; Arthropoda; Insecta; Hemiptera; Aphididae
Product: pinin-like
Source: RefSeq, a predicted model, not a curated record
AUGGACGGUGAAAGAACCAAUGAUGUCAAUGUGGAAGAUUCGACUACUGAAUUUGCGACGAUCUCAUUGUCGCUGGACUUUGAUGUACCAGAAACGGUGGUUCCUGAGAUCGUGGUAGACAACGCACCGGUCGAAGUGGAACCGGAACCGGAACCACAACCACAACUGCAAAUGCAACCGCAACCAGAACAGGAGCUGAUCGUUGUGUUGGAAGAACCGUGUGUGAGUGCGCCUGCCCCCACAGUUACCGCAAUUAGGCUCGGUUCGGGAGCGGAUGACAAUCUGUCCACGUCUGUGAGUGACGUUGAAUCCGAGAACAUGGAUAACCGAAGUCAACGUAACCGAAGCCGUCGUAACCGGAGUCGUCGAAGCCGAAGCCGUCGAAGCCGAAGCCGUCGUAGCAGAAAUCGUCGUAGUAGCAGCCGAAGCAGCCUAAGCCGUCAUACCAGAAGUGAUGACAGUGAAUUCUCUGUGCAUAUCGAUGAAGAUGAGAUCGGUACCGAAUUGAUGGCCGGUAGCAGUCGUGGUGGCCAAAAGACGAUCCGUGAAGGUCGUAGGGCCAGGAAGGCGCCACUUGUCAGUCGCCGUGGUGGAAACGUUACUCGCGGCAGCCACACCAGUAAGAAGUCCGCCCGUGGUAUUCGUAGUGACCAGCAGUUAGCCAGAGGCAUUCGUGGUGGCCGAAAGACCGCUAAAAAUGCACCACCGCGAGCAUCACGGACGGUUUGGAACGGCCGCUUGCGUUCCCAGAUCACUUCCCGGAAAAAGUUAUCGAAGGCAAAAUAA